UACCUAUUUUGUAAUACCGGGGGUUCUUUUAUUAUUUUUAAAAUCUGCAGGUUGCAAUAAAAAUAAUAGACAAAACAAGGUUAGACCCGAGCAAUCUGGAGAAGAUUUAUAGAGAAGUUCAGAUAAUGAAGCUUUUGAAUCAUCCCCACAUUAUCAAGCUAUAUCAGGUUAUGGAGACAAAGGAUAUGCUUUACAUUGUUACUGAGUUUGCAAAGAAUGGAGAAAUGUUUGAUCAUCUGACCUCCAAUGGGCACUUAAGUGAAAGUGAAGCACGGAAGAAGUUCUGGCAGAUUCUUUCAGCAGUGGAAUAUUGUCACAGCCACCACAUAGUGCACAGGGAUCUCAAAACAGAAAACCUUCUGCUAGAUGCUAACAUGAAUAUCAAGUUAGCAGACUUUGGCUUUGGAAACUUCUACAAGUCAGGAGAGCCCCUCUCCACUUGGUGUGGAAGCCCACCUUAUGCAGCUCCAGAAGUUUUUGAAGGCAAAGAAUAUGAAGGACCUCACCUUGAUAUAUGGAGCCUUGGGGUGGUGCUGUAUGUUCUUGUCUGUGGUUCUCUGCCUUUCGAUGGACCCAGUUUACCAACUCUGAGGCAAAGAGUACUGGAGGGGCGGUUCCGCAUCCCUUACUUCAUGUCCGAAGACUGUGAAACACUAAUCCGACGGAUGUUGGUUGUGGACCCAACCAAGCGAAUAACCAUUUCCCAAAUAAAGCAGCACAAGUGGAUGCAAGCUGACCCAUCUCUUCAGCAGCAGCAGUCUUUGUCCUUCUCCAUGCAAAACUACAACUCCAACCUGGGUGACUACAAUGAGCAGGUCCUUGGGAUCAUGCAAACACUGGGCAUCGACAGGCAGAGAACUGUUGAGUCUCUGCAAAACAGCAGCUACAACCAUUUUGCUGCAAUUUAUUACCUGCUCUUGGAGCGCCUCAAGGAGUAUCGAAGCAGCCAGCUAUCGAGUCGCCCCACAACUGGCCGUCAGCAAAGGCCGAGGAGCUCUGAGAUCAGCAGUGUUGAGAUGCCUCAGGACAGUCUCACUAGUGAAACCCUGCGAUCAUCUUUGCUUUACCAGCAACCUCAGAACCUGAUUCAGCCAUCCUUGCAGGCAGAAAUGGACUGUGAGAUGAGCAAUCCAUUACAGCCUGUGUUCUUUCCUGUGGAUCCCAACUUCAACGGGCUCUUCCGGAACCGCUCCAUCUCCCCCAACAGCCUGCUAGAGACCACCAUUAGUGAAGAAGUGAGGCAAGAGAAGGAGCUGGAAGAUGAAAUUAAGGCGUAUGACCACCCCAUCUGCAUCCCUAGCAACACCAGCAGGAGGCACACGCUGGCUGAAGUGACCACUCAUUUCUAUCAGCAUGCCCCUCCAUGUAUAGUCAUUUCCUCUUCUGCAAGCCCAACAGAGGGAACUAGUUCAGACAGCUGCCUUACUUCAUCUUCAAAUGACAGCUCAGUGGCCCUGAGCAGCUGUUUGGCAGGUCAAGUAAUGACGGGGAGCCCGGCCACAGCUAGGAUGACGUCGCCCUUCCUAGCUUCCCAGUCUGACGCUCCGGUGUUAGAAUCCCAGGGCUGCAUGGGAGGUGCUUCUCUCCUGCCUGUCAGCUUCCAAGAAGGAAGGCGAGCAUCUGAUACCUCAUUAACUCAAGGCUUGAAGGCUUUUAGGCAGCAGCUGCGGAAGAACGCUCGAGCCAAGGGCUUUCUCGGCUUGAAUAAAAUCAAAGGCUUUGCUCGGCAGGUGUGUCAGUCCUCCUCAUCUCGGGCAGCAAGGAGUGCCAUGAGCCCGUUCCAACACACACAGCCAAACACCUGCAUGUACAGCAGCAGUGGAAGUGGCAGAGAGGGACGAAGCCUCCUGGAGGAGGUGCUACAGCAGCAGAGAAUGCUCCAGCUGCAGCACCACCAGCUACUCCAGGCAGCUUGUCCCCAGACUUCUCAGACAUCUGCAACAAAUGGCGUCCCCUCCUCUGACAGCAUAGGUACCUGCAAAGCAUCCAAUUCUCUUCUGUUGUCAGAGCUACAAAGAGAGAACUCAUUUGAGCUGGCCUUUGCUGGCAACAGCCAACUGCUCCAACCUCAUUUCUUCGGUGUCAGCGUGUCACCGGUGUCCUCAGCAGCUCACCUUUUAGACACGCACCUGUACAUCAGCAGCAACGUUUCUCCAGUUGGCGCCACCUUCUCUCAGCAACAGAGUUUCUCUGCGCAGUCUCCGAGCUAUGACACUGUCACUCUGCAGCACGGGGAUUGUGAGAUGGAGGACCUGACUUCAAACCAGCUAGGGAAGUUUGUCCUGGUCAAAUGAGAGCCCCAGCUGCUGCAGCUCACGCUGCUCUUGCUGCGAAGAACUUUCACCACUGUUCCAUGGUGUGUGUGGAUCCAUGGCUGGCUGGUGUCGUGUGGACGAGUGACUCUCAGAAGCAAUAAAUUUUGAAGUAUGUGAAGAGGCUGUCUGGCUCAGAAAGCUAGCAACUUUAUAGAACUGAAACAAGCAAUAUGUAUGUCUUUUUGCUUCUACUAUUCUUGCACUGAACAAAUAUGAAUAGAAACUGAAUUUUUUAAAGGAAAAAUAAUGGUGGGGAAGAUGGGUGGGGCAUUUGUGGGGACAGGGAGGGAUGUGGUUGGGGAAGAACUCUUCGGUACUGUACUCAAGUCAGACCAAUACAGCUCUGCUGUUAUGCAAGAUUAGCAGCUGUCAGUAGUGGUGACACAGCAGGGAGAGGCUUUUCAAAGAAGGGACCAGAGCCUCCCUUUUUCACAAUAUUCAUUUAUGGGUUUGUGAAGAUGAUUACCUCUUUUAAAGAAAAUAAACAGAAAACCAGUGGCAUGCAGCAUUAUGCAUUCAUAGAAGACAAAAAUGGAAGCAUUGCCAUUUGUUGGGGAUUUUUUUCCUCCUGUUAACACUCAUGUUAUUUAAAGGAACCAACAUCCCCAUUCCACACCUCCCAGAUACAUAUACUUUAAAUGAAAACUGUGAACUUCUUGCUUGAUACAUCAGCUGGAAAAGCUUAAAAAGCCCUUCUAAUUAGUACAGAAGCAAGUAAUCUGUAGAAAAUGUAUCCCUUGAUAUCAGGAUCCAAAUUGCAUAAUGUCUGGUCUUUUGCAGGGAUGUUUGUUUGGGGGUGGUGGGGGUGUGUGUGUGUGUGUAUACAUAUGCACACAUGCACACAUGCAUAUAUUUUGUCAGUCUGAAUAAUCUGUGGGAAUCUUCUUAUAAACACUAAGUUUUUUCAUAUUCUUGCAGAGACACUGAGGACGGAAGCAUUAGUGCUGGUGGGGUGAUAGGAAGGGUUUUCUUUUUAAAAAGCCCUCCUGGAGGUUGCUUACAAAGUUGCCUGAGGGGUAUUUCUUAGUGCUGCACAUUGUUAUUUCCGCUGCUAAUUAUGUUUUUAUGCAUUUCAUUAUCAGGGUCCAAACAGAACUGACUCUUGGGGAAAUGUGCAAUAUUGAGGUUAUAAUUAUAUACUGACAAAGACAAAAGGAAUAGGCUAGAACAGAAUUCUACUCUAACGGAGUACAGCUAUUUCUGAACAAAACUGUAUUAAAAGUGAGUAAAACAGCACAAUCUUUGGGUGUUUGUUUUUGGUUGGUUUGUUUUUGGCAUAUUAGCAAAAUGAGGUUUUUGGAUUAGAUAGGUGUUUUCGUAUGGUUUUUAAUGCUGUAUAUGUAUAUAAAUAGGAAGCAGAAAACUAUAUAACACUAGUUAUUUUUUAUAUUUUGUAAUAUGCUUAUAUUGUGUUUCUGGUAUAAACCCCACUCCCAAGGCAGAGCAUGACUUCUGUUGGUAUCAACAGAAGUUAUGCUUGCGUAUAAAGGGGAGAAGAGACUGUGCUCCUACAGAAGUAAGUCGAGUAGGGCGUGCAAACUUUGGAAGCAGGUGAGCAAACAGUGAGCCAGCUUGGCUGGAAGCUGCCAUCCGACUGUCAGAAAAUAGCUGCAUUCUGUCAAAUGCUUAAAGGACCCAUCUCCCGAGUGUGACACAGGGUGCCUUCAAGUUACCUUGGCUUUGUGCAACCUGCAGUAUUACGCAUUUGCAAAUAAUAUAGAUACUGUUUUUUCGUUUGUUUCAUUUAAAAAAAAAAAACAACAACAACAAAAAAAGCCAAAGAUUGACCAGGUUAAUUGGUGGUAGUAGGAAGGGUUGAAGAUGUCAUGUGGCUCUGUCUGUGGCUCUCCAUAAACAACCUCUUUAUCUGUGUGUUGUAUCUGUGUGUCUAUAUUGGUGCAUCUCCAGCUUGCCACUGCUGCUACAUGGUCUGGAAGCUUCAAAGUGAGAAAAAAUUGCUUGAGUUGAAUUUCUGUUAAUGAGUGGUGCCUUGCAGCAGAGAAAACACCAAAGUCUCAUGCUCAUUUGUAGUGGUUUGGGAAAAAAAAAAAAAGACAAACCCAAAAAAAAACCUGAUUGCGUGGAGAUGGCUGGAGAGGAGGGCAAGAAGAAGCCAGCUCAU
Messenger RNA from Athene cunicularia (burrowing owl), 4437 nucleotides. It is a transcript of the gene SIK1, whose product is annotated as salt inducible kinase 1. The transcript is spliced from 12 exons. Gene Ontology annotation, molecular function: tau-protein kinase activity; ATP binding; protein serine/threonine kinase activity. Bases 126 to 2294 code for a protein of 722 amino acids. Gene Ontology annotation, biological process: intracellular signal transduction; protein phosphorylation; microtubule cytoskeleton organization. NCBI's taxonomy places the organism in Eukaryota, Metazoa, Chordata, Aves, Strigiformes, Strigidae. The record is from RefSeq and is a predicted model, not a curated record. Gene Ontology annotation, cellular component: cytoplasm.